Sturnus vulgaris (Common starling) is the source of this 714-nucleotide messenger RNA. RefSeq names its product cytochrome c oxidase assembly factor 6 (gene COA6). The record is from RefSeq and is a predicted model, not a curated record. Lineage: Eukaryota; Metazoa; Chordata; Aves; Passeriformes; Sturnidae. Gene Ontology annotation, biological process: respiratory chain complex IV assembly; mitochondrial ATP synthesis coupled electron transport. Gene Ontology annotation, cellular component: mitochondrion.
GUGCGGGGUUUCUGUCCCGGCGGGGCGGCAGCGCCGUGCCCCGGAGCGGGGAGCGCUCGGACAGCCGCCGUGUGUCGUGUUCAGGGCGGCAGCCGGCAUGGCGGCGCCGAAUAUGGAGGAGAGGAAGGCGUGCUGGGGGGCCCGGGACGAGUUCUGGCAGUGCCUGGACAGCCACGGGGAUGACGCCGCCAAGUGCGAGAGGCUGCGCCGCGCCUUCGAGUCGCGCUGCCCGCAGCAGUGGGUUAAACACUUUGACAAAAGAAGAGACUUUUUAAAAUACAAAAAGAAGCUUGAAACAGAAGGCUAUCAUCCUCCAGAAGCUGCUGGAAAGUCUUAGGAACUCUGCUCUCAAAAUAAAUCAAGUGAGAGUAACUACAGAAAGAAGAAGCCAGAGAAAGCAACAAAAGCUGCUUGAGUGCAAGAAGUGGUAAUGUAGCAGUCUCCCUGAAAUGCAGACUGCUCUUCUUGUUGCCAGGUCUCAUGUGUCUGCUCAAAAAAAGGGUCAUUGACAGCAUUCUGAUGAGUUUUUAUGUCAAAGAAAUACGGUGCAGGGCUGUUCACAAAUUUAAGGGUUUGAAUGUAUAAUUAGUAAAAUCAUUUCACAGGAAUAAAUGAUUAUUUAAUAUUGCAAUGUACAUAUUCUAAAGAGAAAAUGAAAUUCUUUUUCAUUAAGUGAACCAGCUUUUUCCUAAAAUAAAGUCCAUUCCAACUUGC